This is a messenger RNA of Actinia tenebrosa (Australian red waratah sea anemone), 3702 nucleotides long. RefSeq lists its product as uncharacterized. NCBI's taxonomy places the organism in Eukaryota, Metazoa, Cnidaria, Anthozoa, Actiniaria, Actiniidae. Gene Ontology annotation, molecular function: protein binding. The record is from RefSeq and is a predicted model, not a curated record.
GAUUUAUAUUCUAUAUGGCGCGGCAUAUAUGCAAUUAAGCAAGUCUCGAUGUAUGAUAGAUGGAGUUGAUAAGCGCUCGUUAUCAUACGAAGACCAGUCUCGUAAUAAAACAAUUACAUGUUUCAGUGACAACAACGUAUUUCAACUCCACUGAGGUUGUUCAAAGACUAAGACGUGUAGAUUAUAAAAUCGCAGCCAGGAAUAUAAAAGGUCUAGAAAGACAAAGACGGGAAAAAUGGCGAAAUGGUAUUUUGCUGCCGCCAUUGUUGUAGGAGGAAUUGCCGUGGCUUUGUUUUUGCUUUACAACGUAAGAGAACUUGAUGAUUUAUCAAGGCAGAAAACCGAUCAAGAAACAGGAAAAAAGCCUGUCAUUGAUCCACCACAAGAAAGACCACAAGAUCGCCAAGAAUCACCAGACACUAAAGAUGGGAAGAGAGCCUUAAAAGAUGAAAAACUUCGCGAUAAACAAACCUCAAAACAAGACUCAAAAGCCGAUAAAAAGGACAAUGAAGAGCCUGAAAUACCUAAAGGGCAUUUAAAAUACUUAGGUGAACACGGGUCUCCUAUUAUUACCGGUGAGAUUGAAGAGGUUGACUUCGUCCCCAAUGGGAAAGAUUUUUAUACCCAUUUCGCUAGAAAAAGAAAGCCUUUGAUUAUGAGGGGUGCUAUCAGUCAUUGGCCAGCUGUCAAGCACUGGGCGAACGAAACUUACCUUCGAGAGAAUUACGGAGAUGUUAUAUUUGAUGUUCAAUUAACAAAAAAAUACGAGACCAUUUUACCGAUUAAAAAGACGAUGACUUUGAACGAAUACCUCGACAUCUAUAAAAAAGAAAACGUGUAUUUAGAUUGUCCAUUCCCUCAAAGUAAAAUGACAAGGGACAUUCUUGUUCCAUACUGUCUUCAGUGCAAUGAAAUUAGUGAGGGUAUAUCAAGCACUCAUUUACUGUUUAGCAAUGGAAAUACCAGCUCUAGUCUACACUACGAUGGCUACGAGAAUCUUUUAAGUGUGAUAUCAGGUACAAAAGAAAUCCUGGUAGCGAACUAUUCUUAUGCUGAUUCUUUCUAUAAUCGCAACUACACCACAGUGAAUAUCGAAGCACCCAUCGACCCUGAGGCUGUUGAUCUCAUCAAAUACCCUAAACUAGCAGAAGUUCCCUUUCAUAAGGUUACAAUCCACGCUGGAGACAUUCUUUACAUCCCUCAGACUUGGUGGCAUCAUGUCAGAUCUUUCGAGUCACCCAACAUUGCCAUCUCCCUUUGGUUUGGCAUUUUUAAGAGUGACCCCAACCAAGAAACCAAUGCAGAAGAAAUAGAGAGUGAAACAAUGGACCCUGUGAAAUUCAUUGAACAAUAUGGAGAAUGCGUAAAUAAAGCUCCUGAAACAAUUGAUUGUGUCUCUCAAAACCGUCCAAUAUCUGAGGUAUUUUGGCCAAAGGAGAAUGGCGAUGUAGAACUGCCAAAGAUCCCUGACCCAGAGAGCUGGACUGUUACAUUGAAUAGUGGAUAUAAGAUGCCAAUCAAAGGUUUUGGUACGGCUGGCCUCUUGAAGGAAAGUGAAGCUGCUACUUUGGUGGCUCUCAACACUGGUUACAGGUUGAUAGAUACAGCUCAAGUGGAUGGCUAUAACGAGACUGCUGUUGGUUGUGCUCUAAAAGCAAGUGGUAUCCCAAGAGAGGAAGUUUUCCUGGUAUCUAAGGUGGUUCCAAGAAACAUGGGAUAUGAAGAUACCAUCGCAUCUGUUGACCAAACGCUGGAAAAGCUACAGACUUCAUACGUAGACUUGAUGUUAAUACACGCUCCCGAUUGUGAGAAGGAAGACGAUGGUCCAUUUUCAUGUCCUGAAGGAUAUCCACGAGGCACAUGGAGAGACUGCUGGAAGGGUCUAGAGGAAUUGGUUAAGAAAGGUAAAGUACGUAGUAUCGGAGUGUCUAACUUUUAUGUUAAAGAUCUAAAAGAACUAAUGGAGAUAGCAACCAUACCACCAGCCGUUGUCCAGAACUUCUUCACUCCAUUCUACCACGACAAACAAACCAGGAAAUAUUGCCAGGAAAACAACAUCAAGUACAUGGGAUUCAGUACCCUUGGAAAUAUGUACGUACGUGAAGGCUUUGAUGUAAACCCUGUGUUAACAGACGAAGGGAUCAAACAUAUCGCGCAGUCCUAUGAUGCCUCGCCUGCUCAGGUCGUCUUGAAGUGGGCCCUGGAGAGUGACGUCAUCGUUAUACCUCAGUCAAGAAACCCAAACCACAUUGAAACAAACUUUCAUCUCCAUCAAAUCUUUCUCAGUGAUAAGGACAAGGAAUAUUUUGAGAAACUUGAUGGCAAGUUUGAGGAAGAGCAAGAAUCAGAAGUACAAGAAGAAACCACAGAAAAACAAGAACCUGAACUCAAAAAGCCCGUUCGUAACAAAGACAUCAUUGAUAAACUGGAUCUGAGAAAAAAGGUGAAUCCCGAAGACGCAACCAUUUACGUCAGUUCUGACGACCAAUACAUUUAUGCUUUGGAUGCGAAGACAGGAGAAUUGAUGUGGAAAUAUGGCACCGCUGAAGAUGGUGGAUCGCGCUGCGCCUUCAGUCCUGACGAGUCAGUGGUGUACUGUGGUACAGAUGAUCAUUAUAUCCGUGCAUUUGAUCGAUUAGACGGGACUUUGUUAUGGAAGUUUAAGACAGAGGGCGCUGUUGUAUCUUCUACCGGUGUUGGUACUGAUGGUACGCUGUAUGUGGGGAGUCUGGAUGGUGAUAUGUAUGCAGUCAAUAAAGACGGGUCUUUGAAAUGGAAAAAACACUUGGGCGAUCAGAUCUGGUCUUCGCCAGCUCUAAAAGAUGGUGGCCGCGUCGUCUUUGUCGGCUCUAUGACGGAUACAACGUCUAACAUCUUCGCUUUAAAAGGAGAAACAGGCGAAUCCGUAUGGGAUCUAAAAACUCAAGGACCAGUAUUCUCCUCUCCAGCUCUCAACGAAGACGAAAGUGUCAUGUUUGUCUGCUCUUUUGAUGCCAAUUGCUACGCAUUUGACUCGGAAACUGGGAAGAUAGCGUGGGUUUUUGAAGGAGAUGGAUCCUUUCAAUCUUCUCCUGUCCUUAGUAAAAGUACCCAAACGAUGUAUGUUGCUUCUACUGAAGGGAAUGUCUUUGCAGUGAGCACGAAAAAUGGAAAACGUGUGUGGAAAUAUCAAUCCAAGGGUGAAUACUUCUCGUCUCCAUUCCCUGCUCCAAACGGCUUGGUGUACAUCGGCUCUGGUAUCGGUGAAAUCUUAGCAUUAAACCAAUCUAACGGUCAACUUGUAUGGAGGUACAAGACAGAGAUGAGCCACCCAAUAUACUCCACUCCAAAGAUGUCAAAAGAUGGCGUCCUUUACGUGGGAGGAAUUGACGGGUAUAUUUAUGCUUUCCGCUCUGAAGAUGGCCAAGUUGUAUGGAAAUUCAAAACUAAUGGGCCUCUUGCUGGCACUGUUCGUAUCACCGAAAAGCACAAUAUGCCUACAUCCUAAACAACUGUCUUCUCGUGGGAACUCACCUUUAUUUACGACCACUAGGUAUUCGACCACAUUUCCAGCUUCGACCAAGAUAGAGAGAAGUAUCCAUAUAACUACUAAGGUUACUGUCAUGUAUGAAUACAUCAUUGUGAUUGGAUAGUUUGUAUCUUUACUCUCUCUGAUUGGUCAAAGAAAGGAUACGCGUACUUUUUGUUUUUGUUGUUUUUUGC